This is a messenger RNA of Condylostylus longicornis, 2178 nucleotides long. RefSeq lists its product as uncharacterized. Lineage: Eukaryota; Metazoa; Arthropoda; Insecta; Diptera; Dolichopodidae. The coding region runs from base 1 to 2178 and encodes 725 amino acids. The record is from RefSeq and is a predicted model, not a curated record. Gene Ontology annotation, molecular function: nucleic acid binding. Gene Ontology annotation, biological process: DNA integration. The transcript is spliced from 5 exons.
AUGUACAGAUACCCUCAAAUACAUGAGAAGGAAAUAUCAAAACAAAUAUCCGACAUACUUAAGCAAGGAAUAAUAAAAAAAAACAACUCACCUUACAAUAGUCCUUUAUGGAUUGUACCGAAAAAAGCCGACAAUUCAGGACAGAAGAAGUGGAGAAUUGUGAUCGACUACCGUAAACUCAAUGAAGUGACGGUUGACGACAAAUUUCCCAUUCCUAACAUCGAGACUAUAUUAGACAAACUUGACAGGGCACAAUAUUUCACCACUCUUGAUAUUGCCAAGGGCUUUCAUCAAAUUUUGGUAAGGGAGGAAGAUAGAAAGAAAACAGCCUUUUCUACUCCUCAGGGGCACUAUGAGUAUAUAAGGAUGCCCUUUGGCCUGAAAACUGCACCAGAAACCGAAUAUUUGGGCCAUAUUCUAACACCCGAAGAAGUUAGACCGAAUCCCAAGAAGAUUGAGGAUAUUCGUAAAUUGAAAUUACCGGAAACUCAAAAAUUAAUAAAAUCGUUUUUAGGUAUGUCUGACUACUACCGCAAAUUUAUUCGAGACUACGCUAAGGUAGCCCAGCCCAUAACUCAAUGCCUAAAGAAAAAUGUGAAAGUGGACACAAACGACUCUAACUAUAUAAACUCUUUUGAAAAAUUAAAAAAACUGGUUACUGAAACGCCCAUACUUAAGUACCCUGACUUUAACAAAAAAUUUAAACUUGUAACAAAUGCCAGCCAAUAUGCUAUUGGUGCUGUUCUCCAACAAGACAGCCACCCAGUAUGUUUCGUCAGUAGGACCCUCAACGAACAUGAGAGGAAAUACUCAGCAACUGAAAAAGAACUAUUAGCAAUUGUGUGGUCGACGAAUUACUUUAGACCUUACCUUUACGGUGUUAAGUUCGACUUACUAACGGACCAUCAACCAUCAAAAUGGUUGCACUCGAAAACACAGGGUAAAGACCUUAACCCAAGACUAUAUCGUUGGCUACUGAAACUAGGGAAAUACAACAUUAACAUUGAUUCCAUAAAGGAUAAAUUCUCUAAAUUUGCAACCGCUUACUAUCUCGAGGACAGAAACAACCAAACUAUAAUUGAAAAAUUAAGGGAAUACAAAUCACAAAGAGGGCAUUUUAAAAAAUUAGUAACAGACAAUGAAUUUUGUAGCGUAAAUAUAAAAGACUACUUAAGAAAAGAAAAUAUAGAACUUAAUUUAGUUAAACCGAAUUCUCAUACCGGGAAUUCUGACAUAGAACGAUUACACAAUACACUUAGCGAAAAAAUUAGAAUGUUAGGAAUUGAAAAUAAGGACCUUAAUAUUAAAGAAAAAAUUUUUAGGGCUUUGGAAUGGUAUAAUAAUAGUUAUCAUUCCACAACCAGGGAAAAACCAAUAAAUAUUCAGGAAGAAAUAUUAAGAGAAAAUCAAAAUAUUCAGGUAAAAUUAAUCUUCAAAAUGCUAUUGCUGACAAUAAUACUGACAUUUUGCCAGGGACAUCUAACAGUAGAAAAAAUUAAUACAGAACUUGGUUACUCAGAAAUAAAACUGGACAAUGUUAAAUUAGUUAAGACUUAUGAUACAAUUCUACAUAUAGUUAAUAUUGAAGAAAUUUCGAAUAUUUUAAACACUUUUGAAGCAAACCUAAAACUUGCUAACUUAAACGAAAAGGAAAACACUUUACAAUUUCAAGUACAGACAAUUCGUACAAAAUUACAAACACUAGUUCCACACAGACAAAAACGUGGCCUAAUCGAUUUCGUAGGCACAGUACACAAAUGGCUUUAUGGAACAAUGGACAACACCGACAGAUUAGACAUAACCAACAUUAACAAACAAAGAUAUUUUUACUUACCACACUCUUCGGGAGUGGGCUCUACGGAUUCUGGGGAGAGCUAUUUAUUGCAUUUGAUUGAUCCGUUCAGGAGGAAUGCGAAGACCCGGCGUUCACCACCUAAAUCUGAUGUAGGGAUUUUAGAAAACAAUAAAGCUAUGGAAAGUGGACUACCGAACAUUCAAGCUCCACAAACCAACAAGGAAAUAAACAUGAGUAAACUUCAAGCCAAAAAAAGUGAUGAUCAAAAUGUUGACAUACAUAAAGGGAUUACCGAACUGGAACAGCUCUGUAUGGCUUUGAAAAACGUGCUGUUUCAACUGAGGACUGAGAAUGAGAAACUAAAGGAAGAGCAACAUUGGUAA